Cetraspora pellucida is the source of this 237-nucleotide messenger RNA. The record is from the annotation of a GenBank genome assembly. Lineage: Eukaryota; Fungi; Glomeromycota; Glomeromycetes; Diversisporales; Gigasporaceae.
AUGUCUAAAGAUGAAAAAUUGAGUGAUAAACUUCAAUAUGAUUGUUUUUAUUAUGGUAAUGAUAAUGAUAAAACAAUUAUUACUACAGUUCUUGAAUAUAUAAAUAAUAAUAAAGAAAUAUUGAAAGAUAAAGAUAUUAUAGAUGAAUUUAAACAAAUUUUUAAAAAUAUUUCUAUAUUUAAUAAAAAUUUAGAUGAAUUAAAUAAAGAUCAUGAAUUUGAUAAUGAAUAUGUUGUU